Paramecium primaurelia is the source of this 459-nucleotide messenger RNA. The record is from the annotation of a GenBank genome assembly. Lineage: Eukaryota; Ciliophora; Oligohymenophorea; Peniculida; Parameciidae.
AUGUAAAAUUAUACAAUAAUUUUUGUAUAUAUUUUAUAAAAUCAAUCAACGGUUAUUUAAUAAAUUAAAUAUAUAAAAAUAGAAAUAUUUAUAUUAUGUUAAACAUAUUAAUCACAAUCAUAGGCUUUCUCUUACAAAUUGCCAUAGUCUUCAAUUAAUUAAAGUUCUUCAUCUUGUGCAACGGCAAUUAACAAAAAUAAAAAUUGCUUUUUAGUUGAAACUGAAUACUUUAUUAAUUGUUUUGCAUUUAACAGAGGAGAGAUAAAAUUAAUAUCACUAUUUCAUUUUGGAAAUUGUAUUUGCAAUACUUUAAACUUUCAAAUUUAGAAAUAGAUAUUAUUUCAGGUUCAAAUACAUUCAUUUGUAAAUAUUCAUCAAAGUUAAUGGUUAAUCCAAUAUAUAUUUGAAAUGUUCUUGAUAAUUUCAUACAAUGUUCUUAAUUUUACAUGCUUUGAAUGA